Messenger RNA from Didymodactylos carnosus, 4521 nucleotides. The record is from the annotation of a GenBank genome assembly. Lineage: Eukaryota; Metazoa; Rotifera; Eurotatoria; Philodinida; Philodinidae.
AUGGAUAUCGAAGCGAAGAAGCAACCGAUUACGCGUAUUCGUGAAUCGUAUUUUUCGUCCGUAACCGAUAUGAACAGAUAUGAAAACCUUGAAGAUAUAACAAUUAUUUGGCUCGAUUCUCAAAUGAAUGAAUCAUUGGAUUGUUUUGAUACACAGUUACGUUUACGUCAUAUAAUUAAUUAUCUACUAACUUUCGAUAAUAUUGAUGCUUGUGUAGAUUAUAUACAGUCAUAUGUUCAAGAUGAAAAAUUAUUUUUUAUUGUAUCUGGCAUCGAUGGUGAAUUGAUAAUACCAAAAAUUCAUUUUUUACCGAAAAUUUCAUCAAUUUAUGUCUUUUGUGCUGAUAAAGCUAGACAUGAACAAUGGAUAAAACUAUACUCAAAAAUACGUGGCAUCUUCAUUGAGAAAGACUCACUGUUUAAAAAACUAACAUCGGAUGUUACGUUUUGUUUAAAUAAUUUACUUCCAAUAAGUGUAUUAGGACGUUCAAAUAUAAUACAAAAAUCAAUUCGCGAUUUAACGAGUGAAGGUGCAACGUUUAUGUGGUUUCAACUGCUAAUCGAAAUCUUAACACAUAUGGAGUAUUCGAAGAGUGAAAAACGUGAAUUAUUACAAAUAUGUCAAGUACAAUAUCGACAUAAUGAUGCUGAAAAUAAAAAAAUUGUUGAGUUUGAAACGACGUAUUCAGCUAAUCAAGCAGUUUGGUGGUAUACACGUGAUAGUUUUCUUUUUCGUCUUUUGAAUAAAGCAUUACGUACCGAAAACUUUGAUAUCAUUUACAAAUUUCGAUCAUUUAUUGCUGACUUACAUCGACAAUUGGUUGAAAUGCAUUCUGUUCAAACUCAAACGUUAUCGUCAAAUGAAACAUUUUAUCGUGGUCAAAGACUACCAUUUGACGAACUCAAUAAAUUAAAAGAAAAUAUAAACGGUUAUCUUUCCAUGAAUACAUUUUUAUCAGCUUCAACAUCAUCUGAAGUUGCUUUAAUGUAUUCUGGUGACGGUGAAGAUCGUCCAACGUUAGAGUCUGUUAUCUUUGAAAUUGAAAUUAGUACAAGUGUAUCACCAUUUGCUAACAUUAAAACUGUGAGUUAUUUUAAAACUGAAAAUGAAGUUCUUUUUACAAUUGGUAGUAUAUUUCGUAUUAAAGACGUUCUACCACAAACAGACACUAUUUGGUUAGUUCAAUUAGUUAUGGAUAAACGAGAAAAUCAAGAUAUUGAACAAUUGACAGAACAUUUGAAAAAAGAAAUUGGUGAUAAACCAUCAUUACUAGAUCUAGGACGAGUUUUAUUUGAUACUGCAGAAUAUGACAGAGCCCAACAUUAUUGUACAAUUUUAGAUGAACAACUUCCGUUAGACGAUGUAGAUCGAGGAAAACUUUAUCAUCUUAUGGGCGAUAUAAAGCAUCGUGGAGAAGGAACAUUUCGUGAAGCAGAAAAAUUAUUUAAGAAAGCCUUAUUUUACGACCAAGAUUUAUCAAAUGUUGUUUCUACUUAUAACAGUCUAGGUUUACUUGAUAAUGAUAGAGGAAAUUAUGAUGCUGCGCUAAUUAACUUUAAAAAGAUUGAAGAAAUUCGCCUAUUAUCUGCAUCAAAAAAACAUAAAGGUGAUUAUAAAUCAUCGUUGAAAUAUUACAACAAAGCGUUAGCCAUUAAACAACAGACUCUACCCAGUCUACACCCAACACUAGCCGUUAUUUAUAAUAACAUAGCAUAUAUUAAUAAUCUUCUCGGCAAUCAAGAUGAAUCAUUGAAAGCUCAUGAAAAAGCUCUUGAAAUUCAAUUAAAAUCGCUAUCUAAUGCUCAUCCAGAUAUUGUAACAACAUACAAUAAUAUGGCUUUGCUCAAUGUAUCGAAACAGGAUUAUUCAUUAGCAUUAAUAAAUUAUAAAAAAGCACUCGAUAUAUUUCUGAUCGCAUUACCGGUAAAUCAUCCGAGUUUAGCUACAAUUUAUGAGAACAUGGCUGAGUUAUAUCGAAUAAUGAGACAAUAUGAUCAGUCUAUGAACAAUUUGAAAAAAGCACUUGAAAUUCGCUUAAAAUCUCUCCCACCUGAUCAUGCUGACUUGGCAGAAACAUAUAAUAAUAUUUGUAUGAACUUGUUAGAUGUAGGAAAAUUGGACGAAACUUUAGAAUGUUGUCGAAAAGCAUUAGACGUUCGAUCCGAUGUUUCCCGCACACAUUUUUAUACUGGUUUAAUAUUAAAACGUCAAUGUAAUUAUGACAAAGCAAUAUUAUACUUUGAAAAAGCAAUUGAGAGUGAAAUAAAAACUAGUACAAACAAUUAUAUUAAUUUUACACAAAUACAUCGACAUAUUGGUGUCGUUUUAAUUAUUCAAAGGAAAUUUAAUGAAGCUAUGGAGCAUUUUGAAAAGGCACUCGAAUGGCAUAGAACUUCAUCAAGAUUGGAUUAUGUUGGACUCUUAGACAUCUAUGAUAGUUUUGGCGUAGCUUACUAUGCUCAAGAUAAAUUUGAUGAUGCUUUAAGAAAUUUUCAUCUGGCGUACGAUAUAGCAGUAAAACAUUUAAAAAACCUCGAUCAUCCAUUGAUUGCUGACGUUCAUAUUCAUAUAGGAAAUGUAUAUCUGCAGAAAGGAAAUUAUAAAAAAGCGUUAGCUCAUUAUCAAAACGCUGAGAAAAUUCAACAUAAUUCAUUGAAAAGUGAACAUCCUCAAAUAGCUCAAAGACUGUAUUAUAUGGCUCAGAUAUUUCACAAACAACAAGACGAUGAGAAAGCUUUGAAAUACUAUCAAAUGGCAUUGGACAUUGGCACCAAAGUACUUUCGGCAAUAGAUCCUACAUUAGCAGAAAUGUACAUUGGUGUCGGAGCUAUCUAUGAAAAACGAUCUAAUUACAAUGAAUCAUUAGCCGCUUAUGAAAAAGCAUAUGAGAUACAUUCAAAAGUAUUUGAACUUAAUCAUUCGAGUAUUGCAUCAGACUAUCAUCGAAUUGGACGUAUUCUGAAAGCCAAAGGUGAAAUUAUAAAAGCUUUAGAAGCUUAUUUGAAAGCAUUAGAAUACGGGCAAACAGCGAAACCAUUUAAUCAGCAUGAACUAACAUUUACUUAUGAUGCCAUUGGGCAGAUUCUUUAUGAACAACAUAAUUAUGAAGAAGCAUUCAAACACUAUUAUAAUUCACUUGAAAUACGUUUAAAAAACUUUCCGGAUGAUAUUUGUAUAUCGUACUAUAAUAUUGGUACAGUGCAAUAUAAACUGAAACAUUUUUCAGAUGCUAUACUGUUUUUUGAAAAAGCUAUUGAAGUUUACACACCGUCAUCAACAGUUCUAGAUCUAACAACAGUCUAUAGUAGCUUAGCCGAAGUUUAUCGAUCCACAGAAAAUUAUGAUAUGUCAUUAAGCGCCAUUUCUAAAGCAUUGAGUUCUGUUCCUGUUAGUAAUGAUCUGUUGGCCGGUCAGAUUUACCAUGGAAUUGGAAAAACUUAUUGGAAUCAAGUUCAAUAUGAAGACGCAUUAAAUUGUUAUGAAAAAUCCUUAAACCUAUUACCAGAAAAUCUCCUUGAUACAGCGUCGACAUACAACAACAUCGGUGCUAUUUAUUCUCUCCGUAAUGAACAUCAAUUAGCUUUAAAAUAUUUCGAAAAAAGUUUAAAUAUUAAGUCAGAAUUGCUUUCAUGGAAUCAUAAUGAUAUUGUUACUGCAUACAAAAACAUUAUCUCGACUUUGGAAGCGACCGAAAAUAUGAAUAUUGAAAAUUAUCAAAAAACUUUAGAUAUUUAUCAAAAAAUAUUACAAAUUCAAUUGUCUUCCUUUCCACGGGAUGACCGCAGUUUAAUCGAAACAUAUUGUACGAUUGGAAAAAUAUAUUAUGAAUUAAAUGAUUUUGAAAUGUCAAUCAAAAAUUACGAAUUAGCAAGUGUUAUUCUAACAGGUACUGAACAUAUUAAUUAUUCUGAUCUAGCAGAUGUAUACGAUUCACUUGGUGAAAUAUAUCUUAUCACUGAAAAUUAUUUAAAAGCAAUAGAAAAUUCAGAAUUAGGUGUUAAAUUAAGAUUGAAUCAUUUAGAAACGAAUAUUGAAAAAGUAACAGCAACGUGUAAUAAUAUUGCAACUGGUUAUUAUAAUUUGGAAAAUUAUAAAAUGACUAUUGAAUAUAUAGAGAAAAUUCUUCAGAUUGAAUUGUCUGUUUUAAAUGAAAAUGAUCUCUCAUUAGCAGUUACAUAUUUGAAUUUAGCUACAGCUUAUAUGCAAGACUUGAACUUUGAACAAGCUAUUAAAAAUUUUAAAAAAUCUUUGAAGAUGUAUAUUGAAAAUCAACCGUUAGCCGAUCCUGAAAUAACUGUUAUUUUUAGAGAUUUGGGUGAUUGUUAUACAGAAAUGGGUGAUCAUUCAAACGCAUUAGAAAAUUAUGAAAAAGCUCUUGAAUUUUUACUUAAAACAACGCCAAUAAGCCAAGAACGGCUUGAAAUCUAUAAGGAAAAUAUUGAAACAGUAAAAAAGCGUUUAGAAGGAAAUGAAGUUGACAAUAUGAACAGAUGCGUCAAUUCUGUGCAAUCUUUGUUCUAA